AUGGGGAACUCGUACGCGGGGCAGCUGAGGAGCACGCGGUUCGAGGAGGCGCUGCACAGCUCCAUCGAGGCCUCGCUGCGCUCCAGCAGCCUGGAGCCGCGGCCCGUCUUCUCGCAGCUCUACCUGGAGGCCGAGCAGCAGCUCUCCGCCCUGGAAGGUGGGAGCCGAGCUGACAAUGAGGAAGAAGAAGAAGAGGGGGACGGGGCCCUGGAGCCGAGCUGUCCCCCAAACCCCUACCAGAUGCACCCUCCUCCCGAAGGAUGCUGCACCACGGACGGGUUCUGCCAGGCGGGGAAGGACCUGCGCCUCGUCUCCAUCGGCAGCGAGCCCAUCGACGUCCCUGCGGGCUUCCUCCUCGUGGGGGCCAAGGCGCCCAGCCUGCCGGGCCACCUGCUGGUGUGCGCCGUGGACAGGAGGUUCCUGCCGGACGACAGCGGGCACAACGCGCUCCUCGGGUUCUCUGGGAAUUGUGUUGGCUGUGGCAAGAAAGGCUUCUGCUACUUCACCGAGUUCUCCAACCACAUCAACCUGAAGCUGACCACGCAGCCCAAGAAGCAGAAGCACCUGAAGUGUUACCUGGUCCGCAACGCACAGGGGGCGCUGACCCAGGGACCCCUCAUCUGCUGGAAAGGCUCCGAGUUCCGAGGCCGGCAGACUCCCGCCGGCCCUGGCUCCAGCUCCCUCUGCCCGCCGCCGGACAGCUCUGCGCCCCCAGCUGCCUUCUCCAGCGAGCCCAGUCCCGGGACGAACCCCAGCGCCCCCAGGGGGGCCCAGCCGGCAGGCCCGGGCUCCGACCCCCCCUCCCUGCCCGCAGCGGCGGGCCCCGCGGUGUUCAACGGCAAGGACUCCCCGCAGCAGCAGCAGCAGCUGGCGAAGGGCAAGCUGCCGGCCGGGCCCCGGCCCUCGGCACUAGGUAUCUUCUCAAACUCCGGGCCCCCCAAAAAGCGCCACAGAGGGUGGUCUCCGGAGUCUCCCUCAGCUGCGGACGGCGGCUACCCCCAGGGUGGGGGGAACAGAGCUAAGUAUGAGAGCGCGGGCGUGGCCUGCGUGCCCCCGGUCGGCUUGGUGGGACCAGCCUCCGUCACCUUUCCCGUCGUGGCCUCCGGGGAACCGGUGUCCGUUCCCGACAACUUGCUGAAAAUAUGCAAAGCCAAGCCGGUGAUAUUUAAAGGCCACGGGAACUUCCCCUACCUCUGCGGGAACCUGAACGACGUGGUGGUGAGCCCGCUCCUGUACACGUGCUACCAGAACUCCCAGUCCAUCUCCAGAGCCUACGAGCAGUACGGGGCCCCCGCCAUGCAGCCCAUCUCGGAGGAGAUGCAGCUGCUGCUCACCGUCUACUACCUGGUCCAGCUGGCUGCGGACCAGGUGCCCCUGAUGGAGGACCUGGAGCAGAUCUUCCUGCGCUCGUGGCGCGAGUCGCACCUGACGGAGAUCCGGCAGUACCAGCCGGCGCCGCCGCAGCCCUGCCCGCCCGCGCCCGGCCCCGCGGCGCCCGUCACGUCGGCGCAGCUGCCCUGGCUGGCCGGCCUGGCCGCCAGCUCCUGCAACGACAGCGUGCACAUCAUCGAGUGCGCCUACUCCCUGGCCGAGGGCCUCGCCGAGAUGUUCCGGCUGCUGGUCGAGGGCAGGCUGGCCAAGACCAACUACGUGGUCAUCAUCUGCGCCUGCCGGAGCGCCGCCAUCGACUCCUGCAUCGCCGUCACCGGGAAGUACCAAGCCCGGGUGCUGUCCGAGAGCCUCCUCACCCCGGCCGAGUACCAGAAGGAGGUCAGCUACGCGCUGGUCACGGGGAAGGUGGACUCCCUGGGCGCCUUCUUCAGCUCCCUCUGUCCAGAGGGCGACAUUGACAUUUUGCUGGACAAAUUUCAUCAGGAACAUCAAGGCCGCGUUUCUUCCUCGCCCACUGCCGCCUCUGUCACCAAAGCCAUGUCCCUGGACGUCGGCGGGGUCCCGGCGUGUGCGAGUUCCAGGCGGGAGCCGCCGCGCAUCCGGCCCUUCCAGCUGGCCGUGGCCCAGAAGCUCCUCUCGCACGUGUGCUCCAUCGCGGACUCCAGCACCCAGAACCUGGACUUGGGGUCCUUCGAGAAGGUGGACUUCCUGAUCUGCAUCCCGCCCUCGGAGGUGACCUACCAGCAGACCCUGUUCCACGUCUGGCACUCGGGGGUGCUGCUGGAGCUCGGCCUGGACAAGGAGCACGUGACCAGGCAGCGGGCGGAGCAGUACGUCCUGAAGCUGGACGCCGAGGCGCAGGCGCGGUUCAAGGUCUUCCUGCAGAACUCCUUCCAGAACCCGCACACGCUCUUCGUCCUCAUCCACGACCACGCCCACUGGGACCUCGUGAGCAGCGCCGUCCAUAAUCUCUACUCCCCGGGCGACCCGUCGGUGGGCCUGGUGGACAGACUGCUCAACUGCAGGGAGGUGAAGGAGGCCCCCAACAUCGUGACCCUGCACGUGACGUCCUUCCCGUACGCGCUGCAGACGCAGCACACCCUCAUCAGCCCCUACAACGAGAUCCACUGGCCCGCCGCCUACAGCGCCGGCGCGGACUUGUAUCCUGAGGACAGGAAGUACUUCGGGCUGUCGGAGUUCAUCGAGUCGACCCUGUCGGGGCACAGCCUGCCCUUGCUGCGAUACGACAGCUCCUUCGAGGCCAUGGUCACCGCCCUGGGGAAAAGGUUCCCGCGCCUGCACAGCGCCGUGAUCCGCACCUUCGUGCUGGUGCAGCACUACGCGGCCGCCAUGAUGGCCGUGCGCGGCCUCUCGCAGAUGAAGAACUACACGUCGGUGGAGACGCUGGAGAUCACCCAGAACCUCCUCAACGCGCCCCAGCAGUGCCCCUGCGGCCACGGGCUCAUGGUCCUGCUGCGCGUGCCCUGCUCGCCGCUGGCCGCCGUGGCCUACGAGCGCCUGGCGCACGUGCGGGCGCGGCUGGCGCUGGAGCAGCGCUUCGAGAUCAUCCUGGGCAGCCCCAGCUCCGGCCUCACCGUCGGGAAGCACUUCGUGAAGCAGCUCAAGGUGUGGCAGAACAUCGAGGAUGCCGAGUGGAGGCCUCAGACGUACCUGGAGCUGGAGGGCCUGCCCUGCAUCCUCAUCUUCAGCGGGAUGGACCCGCACGGCGAGUCCUUGCCCAGGUCUCUGAGGUACUGUGACCUGCGCCUGAUCAACUCCUCCUGCUUGGUGCGCACGGCGCUGGAGCAGGAGCUGGGCCUGGCCGCGUACUUCGUGAGCAGCGAGGGGCCCCUGGAGAAGGGGCCGCGGGGCGAGGGCUUGGAGAGCGACGCGGAGAAGCCGAGCAGCACAGACAACGAGGAUGAGGAGCUGGUGACGGAAGGCUCCGCCGCGGAGAAGAGGAGCCCCGUGAAGAGGGAGCGGUCCGGCUCCCGGGACUCGGCCUCCUCCGGCCGCUCCUCCAAGGCGUCCGGCUCGGCGCUCGGUGGCGAGACCUCGGCUCCGCCCGGGGGCCCCCCUCAGGGGGAGCAGACCCGAUCCCCGCAGCCCUGCGGCCCUUCCGAGGACACACAGAGGCUCCGGGCCGGCCAGGGGCCGGCCUCGGCCCUCAGCAGGCACAGCCCCGGGCCGGCCCCCCAGACCAGCCAGAGGAGCGUCCAGGUGGCGGUCCCCUCGCCGCGCCGGCUCCCGGCCGCGGGGGCGUCCUCCUCGCCCGCGGGGCGGGCCGCGGCGCUCGUGGGGCAGGCGUCCCCGUGCUCCCUGGCCAAGGCCCGCCGGCAGCCGCCCGUCGUCUUCCUGCCGAAGCUGGUGUACGACAUGGUCACGUCCACCGACGGCAGCGGCCUGCCCAAGGCCGCCUCGCUCCUGCCCGCGCCCUCGGUCGUGUGGGCCAGCUCCUUCCGGCCGCUGCUCAGCAAGACCAUGACGUCCACGGAGCAGUCCCUGUACUACCGGCAGUGGACGGCGCCGCGGCCCGGCCACAUGGACUACGGGAACCGCGCCGAGGGCUGCGUGGGCGGCUUCCACCCGCGCAGGCUGCUGCUCAGCGGGCCCCCGCAGAUCGGGAAGACGGGCGCCUACCUGCAGUUCCUCGGCAUCCUGUCCCGGAUGCUCAUCCGGCUGACGGAGGUGGACGUGUACGACGAGGAGGAGAUCAACGUCGACCUCCGAGAGGAAGCCGAGUGGCGCUACCUCCAGCGCAGCGACCCCUGGCCGGACCUGGAGCUCUUCAGGAAGCUGCCUUUCGACUACACGGUCCACGACCCCAAGUACGAAGACGCCAGCCUCAUCUGCUCUCACCACCAGAGCGCCAGGGGCGAAGACAGGGCGCCGCCCCGGAAGCCCGAGGACCUGUUCGUGCGGCGCCAGACGGCGCGGAUGCGGCUGUCCAAGUACGCGGCCCACAACACCUACCACCACUGCGAGCAGUGCCACCAGUACAUGGGCUUCCACCCCCGCUACCAGCUCUAUGAGUCCACCCUGCACGCCUUUGCCUUCUCUUACUCCAUGCUAGGAGAGGAGAUCCAGCUGCACUUCAUCAUCCCCAAGUCCAAGGAGCACCACUUCGUCUUCAGCCAGCCCGGGGGCCAGCUGGAGAGCAUGCGGCUGCCCCUCGUCACCGACCAGAGUCACGAGUGCAUAAAAAGCCCGACCUUCACCCCGACCACCGGCCGCCACGAGCACGGACUCUUCAACCUGUACCACGCCAUGGAUGGCGCCAGCCACUUGCACGUGCUGGUCGUCAAGGAGUACGAGAUGCCCGUGUAUAAGAAGUACUGGCCCAACCACAUCAUGCUGGUGCUGCCGAGCAUCUUCAACAGCGCCGGCGUGGGCGCCGCCCACUUCCUGAUCAAGGAGCUGUCCUACCACAACCUGGAGCUGGAGCGGAACCGGCAGGAGGAGCUGGGCAUCAAGCCGCAGGACAUCUGGCCCUUCAUCGUGAUUUCCGACGACUCCUGCGUCAUGUGGAACGUGGUGGACGUGGACGGCGGCGGGGAGAGAAGCAGGGAGUUCGCCUGGUCGGAAAGGAACGUCUCUCUGAAGCACAUCAUGCAGCACAUCGAGGCGGCCCCCAACAUCACCCACUACGCCCUCAUCGGCAUGCGCAAGUGGUCCAGCAAGGCCGGCGGCCGCGCCGUGCGCGAGCCCUUCUCCCGCUGCCACGUCCACGACUUCAUCGUCCUGAACGUGGACCUGACCCAGAACGUGCAGUACAACCAGAACCGGUUCCUGUGUGACGACGUGGACUUCAACCUGCGGGUGCACAGCGCCGGCCUCCUGCUGUGCCGCUUCAACCGCUUCAGCGUCAUGAAGAAGCAGAUCGCGGUGGGCGGGCACCGGUCCUUCCACAUCACCGCCAAGGUGUCCGACAGCCCCGUGGCCGUCGUGCCCGCCCAGUACAUCUGCGCGCCCGACAGCAAGCACCCGUCGCUGGCGGCCCCCGCGCAGCUCCUGCUGGAGCGGUUCCUGCAGCACCACAGCCACCGCUUCUUCCCGCUGUCCCUGCGGAACCACGGCCACCCCGUGCUGCUGGUCGACUGCUACCUGAACCUGGGGUCCCAGAUCUCCGUGUGCUACGUGAGCUCCAGGCCCCACUCCCUGAACGUCAGCUGCUCCGACUCCACCUUCAGCGGGCUCCUGCUCUACCUCUGCGACUCCUUCGUGGGGGCCGGCUUCCUGAAAAAGUUCCAUUUCCUGAAAGGGGCGACCUUGUGCGUGAUCUGUCAGGACCGGAACUCCCUGCGCCAGACCGUGGUCCGCCUGGAGCUGGAAGACGAGUGGCAGUUCCGCCUGCGCGACGAGUUCCAGACCGCCAAUGCCAAGGAGGACCGGCCGCUCUUCCUUCUGACCGGCCGGCACAUCUGAGGGGGACCCCGCGGGGUUUCCGGGAAGAGGGGAGCCUUCGGCACCUCAUGCUGUUGAGGCGAAAGGGAGAAUUGGAGCCAUGGGGUGUUGGAACAGAAAUGCGCCCCAGACACUGUCUGGCAAGUCCCUCGUGGCGCGCCCAACGCCCAGGCAUGAUGGAGACCCACGAGAGGGACGGGCAUCUGUGGGUGGCGAGCGGCGGCCACGCACACCCGCCCUCCCGGGCCCGGGCCAGUGGCAUCGCCCUGGGCCACGCCCAAGUCCAUCUCACGAAGAACAAAGUUCCGCCUCCUGUCGUGCCAUCCGUAUGCUUCCAGGGACAAACCUGACUUUUCUUAGUUCCAAAUCGCUCGGAUCAUCUCACAAGGAUGCCAGUGUUCCAGACGAUGGGGAUGAUGCGAGCCGCGUAGGUUUCCUCACCGUCUACUA
Molecule: messenger RNA, 6246 nt
Organism: Eptesicus fuscus (big brown bat)
Lineage: Eukaryota; Metazoa; Chordata; Mammalia; Chiroptera; Vespertilionidae
Gene: GREB1
Product: growth regulating estrogen receptor binding 1
Exons: 32
Coding region: 1-5817 (1938 amino acids)
Biological process (GO): multicellular organism development
Source: RefSeq, a predicted model, not a curated record